GCGGUGCAGCCAGAGGCAUGUCACUCUCACUAUCUGCUGGGUGACUUCUCCUUUCCAUACCAGCAAUGGCCGAAUUUUAAAACGCACCACUGGAAGAUAGGAGCGACUUUGUCUGUAUGUUCUGACAUGGUCAAAGCCCUAAAUGUCAAAUAUGCUGAGAAUGAAGAUAUUUGUUUUGCCAAAAGUCUGAAGAAGACUGGAAGAACUGCGGACUUUUAAAGUGUUCAUAGCUGUGCCAUAACCUGGUAAAUAUUUUCAGCUCGAAGAAAUGGCUCUAUCCCAGAUCCAGUGCCUGGAUGAUAACAACGUAAACCCGCGGAUCUACGAGUCCAAACCGGAGUUCUUCUACUGUGAGGAGCAGCGUCUCGCGCUUGAAGCGCUCCUCCGGGAUGGUCGCGAGGCGUUCGCCAAGUACCUGGAGUCUCGCGGCCUGCGGGGUUUCCUCUCCGACCUGGAGCAGGAGACACUGGCCGCCGCUCUGGAGCCCUUUGACCCGGACGCGGAGCUUUUCUCCGGGGAGAGAGAGGGCGAGCCGGAGCCGCUGUCGUUGCAGUACUGGCCGGACGUUUCGGACACCUCUAUCCCUCAAAUGGACCUGGGCUGGCCUGACAGCGAGUCGUACAGAGGGGUGACACGCACGACAGUGUACACACAGCCCCCGAUGGAGGAUCAGCCCCACAUCAAAGAAGUGGUCAGAAAAAUGAUUGCACAGGCGCAGAAGGUGAUAGCCGUGGUGAUGGAUGUCUUCACUGACGUCGACAUCUUCAGAGAUCUGUUAGAUGCCGGGUUUAAAAGGAAGGUGUCUGUUUACAUCCUGCUGGAACGCACAAUGCUACCUCAUUUCCUUUCAAUGUGUCGGAGGGCUAACAUGCAUCCCGGGCACCUGAAGCAUCUUCGUGUACGCUGCACAGAAGGCUCAGAGUUUUACACUCGGUACUGCACCAGGAUCAAGGGCCAACUCGGGCACAGGUUCAUGUUCAUUGAUGGAGACAAAGCUGUGUCUGGGUCAUACAGUUUCACAUGGAUGUCUUCACGACUGGAUAGAAAUCUCAUCACUGUUACCACGGGCCAGGCUGUGGAUGCUUUUGACCAAGUGUUUCGCUACCUGUAUGUUACUUCUAGUUUUGUUGACCUCCGCCAAGUCACCACAGAUCCUGAGCCUGAACCAGACACUCGACAUCAGGUUUUAUCCGUGGCUCCUCCUUCUGCUGCUGUUGCUAGAAAACUAUACAACCCCAAAUAUGCCCUUGUUGCUUUAAGUAGCCCCAGCCCCGUGAACUCGAAUAGCAAUGUUGGCCCGAAAGAGCCGGAAGUUUCAGAGGAACCAAAAAAUAAGAAGAAGCAAAAGAGAACACGUGAAGAUCCGCCACAGGAUGCUCCUUCUAUCCAUCCUGGACUUUUAGGUCUAGAGAAAGCAUGCUUACUCUCAUAUCUGCCUACCUGGCCAGAACCUGAUCCACCAAGCGAUGUGAUAGGGUUCAUUAAUGUCCGAGACUCUAAAAAACCAACCCAAGUUCAUCUGCAACGUUCUGAGAUGUUUGAAAUCAGCCAAGCAAUCAAGUUUAGCAGUCCAAUCAGCAAGCCACAGGAAACUUUGCCAGAGGUUGCAAAGCCCAGAAAUCGAAAUGCACAAAGUGAAUCCAAGACUGAUGGUUUGUUGGUGGAUAAAGCAAAACCAGAAAAGAAAAGUGUAGGUCUUAUUGACAAUAACAAUGAAGAAAUGGCGCCUGGAAAAAACUCACCUUUGCACAGACAAAAGUUAAAUUUCGACAAAAGCGAAUCUCAAAUUCUCCAAAAGCAGAAAAAAUUGUGUUCAGAUUCAGAUUCAGGUCCAGUUUCUCUUAUUCCACAAGCACUGCCACAAUCUAGCAUCAAAGCACUCACACCUAAAAAUGAACAACCUUCACAUAAAGUCCAAAUUACCUCCACAACCAGUUCUUUGUCAGAGUCCCUCAAAGAAUCUAAAUGUGUAAAAGAACCUGAAAUUGCGACUGUUUCACAAACACAAAGUACUUUUGUGGAUGGAACAAAAACCCUGAAGUCAAACACUGCACAAAAAUCUCAACUGCACAAUCAAACUCAGUUAAAUACAGAAGGACAUAAUAUUGUGUCACAUCAAGAGUCACACACUAAUGCUGCUAAUACACAAAUUAAAAUCUCCUCUGAAGAGACUUGUGAAUUCCAGAACACUGACAGUCCAAGGCACAUUGAAACUUCUUCUGCUUGUCCCAAGCAAUCUGAAAGUUUACUUUCCAAAAAUACUCUUGUGACUAUUACUACAGUGGCUUCAACCAUAGCUACAAGUUCUUGUAAUUCAACUCCCUCUACUAGCUUACCUUUGACCCUUCCUCCCUCCACGUCUUCUUUUCCAAAAUUACCUUUACUCCCAUCUUCUGCAUCUUCUUUUACAAGUUCUGAUACUCCAGACUCUAAGCUUUGUUCUGAGCAACUACUUAAACAAGAUAGCGUCAAUAGCAAUACUGAGACAACUCCAGAUAUUGUUGUUGUUGAGAAGUCUAAAACCAGUUUAGGGCCACAAAUUAUUACUGAUGUUUCCGCUUUAACAAGUUUGGUGCAAACAUCUCCAGUAAAAAAUCUUGAGAGUGGCCCAGAUUUGCACAGAAACAGUGUCAGCAAAACAGGACAUCCAAAACAAACAGAGAACACAAAUAUUCCUCAAGAUACCAAACAGGAAACAAAGACUUCCAAAAAUGCGUCAAAUCAAGAGUCACAUGGCUAUGCUGCUGAUACACAACUUAAAAUUUCCUCUGAAGAGACUUGUAACCUCCAGAAUGUUGGCAGACCAGGUCACAUUGCGACCUCUUCUGCUUCUCCAGCACAAUCUCAAAGUUCUCUUUCCAAAAAUUUUGUGACUAUUACAGCAGUGCCUUCUACCACAGGUACAAGUUCUUGUAAUUCAGCUCACUCUACAAGCUCACUUUCAACCAAUUCUCCCUCCACCUCUUUUCCAGAAUUACCUUUACUCCCAUCCUCUGCAUCUUCUUUUACAAGUUCUGUUGCUCCAGACUCUAUGCCUUGUUCUGACCAACUACUUAAACAAGGCAGAGUCAAUGACAGUACUGAGACAAAUCCAGGGAGCUCUGUGGACAAGAGGUAUAAGACCAGUUCAGGGUCACAAUUUAUAACUGAUGCUUCCGUUUUAACAAGUUUGGUGCAAACAACUCCAGUAAAAAAUCUUGAAAGUGGCCCAGAUAUGCAAAGAAACAGUGUCAGUAAAACAAAGUAUCCAAAACAAACAGAGAACACAAAUAUUCCUCAAGAUGCCAAACAGGAAACACAGACCGUCACUUCCCAAAAUGUGUCAAAUCAAGAGUCACACUGUAAUGCUGCUGAUACACAACUUAAAAUCUCCACUGUAGAGACUCGUAGCGUCCAAAACCUUGGCAGUCCAGGGUACAUUGCGACCUCUUCUGCUUCUCCAGCACAAUCUCAAAGUUCUCUUUCCAAAAAUAAUCUUGUGACUAUUACAGCAGUGGCUUCAACCACAGGUACAAGUUCUUGUAAUUCAGCUCCCUCCACUAACUCACUUUCAACCAAUCCUCCCUCCACCUCUUUUCCAGAAUUACCUUUACUCCCAUCCUCUGCAUCUUCAUCUACAAGUUCUGUUGCUCCAGACUCUAAGCCUUGUUCUGACCAACUACUUAAACAAGACAGAGUCAAUGACAGUACUGAGACAACUCCAGGAAUCUCUGUGGACAAUAGAUCUAAGACCAGUUCAGGGCCACAAAUUAUAACUGAUGUUUCGUCUUUAACAAGUUUGGUGCAAACAUCUCCAGUAAAGAAUCUUGAGACUGGCCCAGAUUUGCAAAGAAACAGUGUCAGCAAAACAGGGUGUCCAAAACAAACAGAGAACACAAAUAUUCCUGGAGAUGCCAAACAGGAAACACGGGCCGUCAAUUCCCAAAAUGCGUCAAAUCAAGAGUCACACAGUAAUACUGCUGAUACACAACUUAAAAUCUCCUCUGAAAAGACUUGUAACCCCCCAAACCCUGGCAGUCUAGGGUACAUUGCAACUUCUUCUGCUUCUCCCAUACAAUCUGAAAGUUCACUUUCCAAAAAUAAUCUUGUGACUAUUACAGCAGUGGCUUCAACCACAGGUACAAGUUCUUGUAAUUCAACUCCCUCCACUAACUCACUUUUGAUCGAUCCUCCUUCCACUUCUUCUUUUCCAGAAUUACCUUUACUCCCAUCCUCUGCAUCUUCUUUUACAAGUUCUGUUGCUCCAGACUCUAAGCCUUGUUCUGACCAACUAUUUAAACAAGACAGAGUCAAUGACAGUACUGAGACAACUCCAGGGAUCUCUGUGGACAAGAGGUCUAAGACCAGUUCAGGGCCACAAAUUAUUAAUGAUGUUUCUGCUUUAACAAGUUUGGUGCAAACAUCUCCAGUAAAGAAUCUUGAAAGUGGCCCAGAUUUGCGAGGAAGCAGUGUCAGCAAAACAAAGUAUCCAAAACAAACAGAGAACACAAAUAUUCCUGAAGAUACCAAACAGGAAACACAGACCGUCACUUCCCAAAAAAGAAAGGGUAAAGAAACUGAUAGAAAACACAAUGACAGAGCAGAAGUGCACUCUGUUACUGAAACCCAACUUGAAACAAAGUCAGAUGUUUCAGCAAAAGAUUCAUCAAGUACAGCCAUUGUGAAUAUUAAUGAACUAAUCCCUAAAAGUGUUGAUUCAAAGACACAUAGAUACUGUAUAGCCACAUCAAGUAACAGCACUUCUGAUAAAACCCUGACUAACUUGGAAUGUGCCAAAGCGACAAAUACUCAGACAUACCUUGCAAGAUGCCAUGAACCUCAAAUAAUAUCAUAUAGUAACUUUACAAUAGAUGAUGUAAAUAAGGCACAACCUUUGGAAACUUCAACAGCUCCAACAAAUUGGAUAUCACACAACACUUACAUACUCAAAGAAAACCAUGAUGGCAGUAUAAACAGUGCUGCAAAUGCACUGAGUCAGCCUGGUAAACAAGCACAAGUCCCAUCAGUAGACGGCACAAUCAUCACUUUAAACUCAGUAAAACAACACACGCACAACACCUUUCUAGAACAAGCUUGCAUAACACAAGGAGGUGCAUACACCUCCAGAAAAACACUUAAUUUACCCUUUUCCAAUGUGCAAGCAAUGGAUUUGAGUUUGCAAACCAACAAACAAGAAUCACAGUUACCUGUAGCUGAUGUACAAAGUUCAGCUCCAAAAGUGUCUCCUCCAAAUCUACCUACCACAGAUUCACAAACAACCUCGCCAGACCUACAAACGCCUACAACUGAUAUCAGUGAUGAUUACUUAUCAUCAAGAGAGGACUCCACUACCUCUGAAGAGUACUUUGAAUGUAGUGAAUCUCCUUCACAUGAACCAGUGCUUGGCACAAGUGGGUGUUGCAGCUAUGGGACAGGAAAGAAUAGCAGCCCAAAUAACUCAGAUUGUCAUUUUUCAAGAAAUGUUGGCACUAGUUCUGCUGACUUGGAUAAUAUUUCUAGUGUUUCUGGAUUAACCAAUUCAAGUCAUAGUACUUCUUCCAGUGAAUCCAGUAUUUUAUCUUGGACUUCUAGAGAGCCCCCUACCUCUCUGCUUGGGACAAAAGGCCAAAACAGAGAGUCAAAUAUCACAACUAGAAGAAAUAGCAAAGAAGGUGCUAAAAAUGAGGUAAGCAGUAGCAACACAGAGAAAAAGAAGGAGCGAGUACACCAGAGCAUGGAGGGUACAAACAGUAAGGAGUUAAAUCGAAUGCCUAGGUCUUUGAAAAGGGAGAGUGAUUUAAAAGAAAUGGCCUUAAAACUCAGUAAGGCCUCUGGGGGACAGGUUGAAGGAGCCACGACAGAUGGAGAAUCAGUGCAGAAAGAAACAAAGCGGUUGUCCACUGGUGAACUUAAACCAGAAAGGGUUUUAUCUGAGGGAAAGAAAUCCCUUUCCAGCAAGGAUAAGCCAACGAACGAGGCUGCACUAACCCCCGGCCAUAUGGAGAUAAGACAGAGGCAAUCUACAAGGGAGACAACAGGACAGAAGCCUUUGAAUCCAUCACCCAAAUCUCAGCCACGUCAGCAGCCAGGCAGCAGAGGUUCUUCACCUUCACGACCACUGAGUUCCACUAGAGGCUCCCAAGCUCAGGCACCUCGUCCUUCGGGAAUCCGUGAUCUUAGCCAAACAGAAAGCAGGGCUCUUCAAAGUAAUGUGAAAGAGUUUGUUUACAAGCCACCUCCUCGCAGAUCACAAUCCAGGUCCCCCUCUCCAAUGAAAGCUGCUCCUACUGGGUCUGCAGCCGGGCGAAAGCAGGUCUCCCAGAGCCAGCUGUUCACUCGGCAACCUCCAACCGUGCAGACUCGGUCAAAGUUUGACCCACCACAAAUCAAGGCUGCAAAGCAACAGGCCUCCACUCUCCACACACUUUCCAGCCUGCAGCCUCAGGCCCACCCUCUUGCCUCUACUCAAGAAGUGUCUGAACAGGCAGCUCAAGAAACAGAAGAAGCAAGGGUUCCUUUUAACUUAUCUCUCAGCAGGUUAUACAACUUUAAGGGAUUAAGGGACAAAUGGACCAAGCUGCCGACUCAGAGCAGGAGAAGUAGAACUGGCACACCGGUAAAAGAACGUAAAAACACAAGUUAAUAAUGUUUAGCUGUUGUCCUGUUAUCGCAAUAUGUUAUUGAAACAUCAGACCAGAGAACAGGGAUUAAAAACUAUCGAAGUCAAAGCUGAAAAUGACAAUUAAGUGGCUGUUUUUUAUAUUAUUUGCUAUUAUUUCUGAAACGUUUAUGAUGUUUUCUUGUACUUCUUUUGAAAGUGUUAAAUUUGCACACUGUUAUUACAUAAUAAAUCUCAGACAUACUAUAUGUCAGGCUGCAUGGAGUAGAUGCCAAAAUUUGUAGAAUUAAAUACUUGAGUCUUUAAUUUUGUUCUCACUUUAUUUGGUGGUGCAUAUGAAUUUGCCUUUGCCUUUUUGUUCAGUUUAUAGUUUACUGUAUUAGCAAGUUUAUUUACAUAUUUUUGAUUGGUUUUUAAACAGCAUUCUGCUGAAGUGCAGUUUUGAGUUGGGAAUAUAAUGGAAACAAUGAACUGAUUCCACCAGCCGCGACACACAGUGCCUUUUCAAUCCAAAACAUUAUGACAGUUUUAAUGUGGUUUUCCUGCUCUGACCUUCUGUUUAAACAAGAUUUUGCAAUAAAAAUGUUGAAACACAA
Messenger RNA from Xiphophorus maculatus (southern platyfish), 7194 nucleotides. RefSeq names its product mucin-5AC-like. Lineage: Eukaryota; Metazoa; Chordata; Actinopteri; Cyprinodontiformes; Poeciliidae. The transcript is spliced from 5 exons. Bases 269 to 6622 code for a protein of 2117 amino acids. The record is from RefSeq and is a predicted model, not a curated record.